This is a messenger RNA of Coregonus clupeaformis (lake whitefish), 1880 nucleotides long. Its product is annotated as rho-related GTP-binding protein RhoE. Lineage: Eukaryota; Metazoa; Chordata; Actinopteri; Salmoniformes; Salmonidae. The transcript has 5 exons. The coding region runs from base 289 to 996 and encodes 235 amino acids. Gene Ontology annotation, molecular function: GTPase activity; GTP binding. The record is from RefSeq and is a predicted model, not a curated record. Gene Ontology annotation, biological process: small GTPase-mediated signal transduction.
ACCGUUGAGUCUUAUAAAGGGUCUGGAGCUCUCGGAUACAGGACUGGCUAUAUGGGACGCUACUUGGAUGUCACAGUAUUUCACUCUCCUAAGGGAUCAUUUUAAUUAUUUAAAGGUUUUCUAUUUUUAAAUUUUUAAGUUACUUUCCGGUCGCGACGUUCUCAUUCAGGAUAGAUGAUUCUGUGCAGCUGACUGAUGCAGUCCGCUCAUCAUCAUCCUUGGGUAUCUAGAACCUUCGGAUGUUCUGUUGAUCCCGACUUUAUUCUUCUUUAGGACACUUUAUAUUUUAUGGAAAGACAGGACAAUAUCACAAACCGUUACAAAAUGGAUUUAAAUCCAAGCGUAAAAUGUAAAAUAGUGGUCGUUGGGGAUAGUGAAUGUGGGAAAACCGCUCUACUAAAUGUGUUUGCAAAAGAUGCCUUUCCUGAGGGCUACAUUCCCACGGUGUUUGAGAACUACACGGCCAGUUUUGAAAUCGAUACACAGAGAGUUGAACUCCGUCUGUGGGAUACUUCAGGCUCUGCAUACUAUGACAACGUGCGGCCUCUCUCCUACCCUGAUUCUGAUGUGGUCCUUAUCUGCUUUGACAUCAGCAGACCAGAGACCCUGGACAGUGUACUGAAGAAGUGGAAAGGAGAGAUUCAGGAAUUCUGUCCCAACACCAAGAUGCUGCUGGUGGGGUGCAAGUCAGACCUACGCACAGACCUUUUUACCAAAUCUCACUCUGGCCAUACCCCAGUGUCCUAUGAUCAGGGCUCUAACAUGGCCAAGCAGAUCAGUGCUCCCUACAUCGAGUGUUCAUCCCUGCAGUCUGAGAACAGCGUCAGAGACCUCUUCCACGUGGCCACGCUGGCCUGCGUCAACAAGGGCAACAAGAACGUCAAACGCAACAAGUCCUCCAGGAGCACCAAGAGGAUUUCACACAGCAGACCUGACCUGCCCACAGUGGUGUCAGACUUCCAGAAGACCAAAGCUAAGACCUGUGCUAUUAUGUGACUGGGAUGAUGCCAUUAGAGAGACUGGAGGACACUGUGAACAUGCUAAUGAGCAUUUGAAUUUUGGACAACCAUGAAGAGCUUUAUGCACUAUUAGAGGAACUGUUGGUCUCCACAAAGCGUGCCAACUGAGUGAGGGAUGGUGUUGUGAUAGUGAAAGCAGCCAUACUGUGGUUGUAUGUUAUACCCUGCCUUUUUUCAAGCUAGGGGAAGCAUAAAAACAAGGAGUGAAUGAACAUAUCAUAAACUGCAUAUAUUCUCCUGGGGUUUACUGAGAAUGUAUCAAACAGGACUGUCUGUUGACAAGAUAGUAUGUACUGAUGAGAGGAAACUGAUCUCACCCAAUGGCCACAUCUGGGAGGAUCCAGACAAUCGUCACUAAAGAGCUCUACUUUUAUUCUCAGCUUGAACUGGAAUCCCAUGGUUUAGAACACCGGCAGGGUUGAAGAAUCCUGACUAUUGAAAAGCUUCCUUUUCUGAAGUGUUAAAGGUACCAGUGUUUUGGGUCUGCUGUUUCAAUCAUCCUGUGUUCUUCUACGUAAGGAACCAAAAUUGUUGUGAGGAGAGUCAGUGAAGGAUAUGAGAGCAGUUAGAUUGUGUAAUGUGCUGAGAGGCUAUGAUGACAACCAAGAUAUACUGUUACCCUUUUUGACAUCUGUGUUGUCUGAACAGAUUGCUGCAUGUCACACGUGAAAUGUCACCCUUUACAUUUUGUUUUUCUUAACCUUUUGCCCUUUUCUGAAUCUGUUCAUUACGAUGUAUUAUUCUAAAACAGCGUCAAAAUAGUUAUUUUCAGAACUGUCAAUUUCCCAUGUUUAAAUGUACUGUAGUCAUGUAAAUGUGGUAAAUAUUUGAAUAUAUACUUAUACACUUAUAAGCCCAUCA